CCUUACGCUAAAACAUUGUAUCCUUAUGAAGGUGUAAAUGAUGAUGAGCUUUCAUUUUUAGAUAAUGAAAUUGUUUAUCUGACUAAACAUUAUUCUGGUGGCUGGUCUUUAGGAGAAAUUGAUGGAAAGUCAGGUCUGUUCCCCACCAGUUAUGUGGAAAUAAUAGUA
This is a messenger RNA of Helobdella robusta, 168 nucleotides long. RefSeq lists its product as hypothetical. The annotation marks the transcript as partial. Gene Ontology annotation, molecular function: protein binding. The transcript has a single exon. NCBI's taxonomy places the organism in Eukaryota, Metazoa, Annelida, Clitellata, Rhynchobdellida, Glossiphoniidae. The record is from RefSeq and is a predicted model, not a curated record.